AUGCACCCAGGCCGUCCGAUUACUAAAAUGAAUCAGAGUAGCCAGAAGUCACUCUCGGGUGAACUGCCGGGGUUCCCUGCUUCAUUUUUGCUGCAGCAGGCUUACCUGUGGAUCGGUUACUCCGAAAGCCAAGAUCGCAGCCCCUAUGUCAGGCGCCCCCAGUGCCGUACCGACUGCAUUGAGGUGCCCCUGUCGCGAUUGUUCCGGAGACUGGGCCGCCUGGUGGCCAGGUACCCCUGGGUCUUCCUGCUGCUGCCGAUGCUGCUGUCUGCGGGCCUGGGAAGUGGCUUUAUGUUCCUGAACAAACGCCGAACGGACAACAUCGAGGAGCAGUUCACGCCCGUUGGGGGCCCGGCGAAGGGAGAGAGGAGCCUGGCCCAGGAGUAUUUCCCUACCAACGACGCUGAGCGCUUUUCGGGAUCCAGGCUCACCACGGAGGGCUCGUUCGCCUCGCUCCUCGUGGUCACCAACAACUCAGAGUCAUUGUUGACUCAGUCGGUUUGGUGGCAGGUCCAGCUUCUGGACAGCAAAGUGAGGAGCAUAAGUGUGAAGGAUGCACAAGGAGUCUCCUUCAACUACACGAGCCUGUGCGCCCGGACGGGUUCAGAGUGCAGCUUCCCCAACCCGCUUCUGGCAUUACCCAGUAUCUCCAUGCAGCUCACUUUCCCCCUCCUGGAGAUAAAUAAAAAUCAACAAGUUUUUCUGGGCAACCUGGUCGGGGGCGUGGAGCUCGGCGCCGGCUCCGGAGAUUCCCCGAACAGGACGCUGGAAAAGGCUAGGGCUCUGAAGCUGGCGUACUACCUGCGCGAGGAUGCAGCAUCAGACCGCGAAAUGAGCCGCCAGUGGCUGAGCGCUUUCCUCCAGGAAUUCCCACCCGAGUUGCAGAAACUGCCGCUGCCGGACUUGAAGGUGUACUAUUUUACAUCGCUAUCCAGACAGGAGGAAUUUGAAGGAAACGUGAAAGAAGUAAUUCCAUUGUUUUCUGUCUCUUACUUUCUCAUCAUAUUCUUUUCAAUUAUCUCAUGUUACAGGUUGAACCUCAUAAUUAGCAAAAUGUGGGUGGCAGCAUUUGGUGUCAUCUCAUCUGGUUUAGCAGUAUUGAGUGGCUUUGGUCUUCUGCUAUAUUGUGGGAUGCCUUUUGUUGCUACAGUUUCCAAUGCACCAUUUCUUAUUCUGGGAGUCGGUGUUGAUGACAUGUUUAUCAUGAUUUCUGCUUGGCAGAGGACCAAACUCAUACAUAGCCUUGAAGAGAGGAUGGCUGAGACUUAUGCAGAGGCAGCUGUGUCCAUUACAAUCACUACAUUGACUGAUGUCCUUGCUUUCUAUGUUGGAAUCAUGACCUCUUUCAAAUCUGUGCAAGCCUUUUGUGUCUAUACAGGAACCACCUUGCUUUUUUGUUUUUUAUAUAACAUUACCUGUUUUGGAGCAUUCCUUGCCCUCAAUGGUAAAAUUGAAGUCUAUCUGAACCGUUUCACCUUUCAACAGCAACAGGACAGCUAUUCAGUUGUAAAGAAGAUACUCUGCAAAAAAGGCUUUUACGUAUCUCCAAAUGGCGAAGAAGAAAGCCACUUAAUGAAUACAUUCUUUAGAAAGUAUUAUGGUCCCCUGCUCACCAACAUUUGGUCCAAAGUGUUUGUGGUGCUGCUCUAUGCUGGGUACCUGGCUGCUAGUAUCUAUGGGUGUUUCCAAAUCAAGGAAGGUAUAGACCUUCGAAACCUGGCCAAUGAUAACUCUUAUAUUGUUCCUUAUUAUUCUAUGGAAAAGGAAUAUUUUUCAGAAUUUGGUCCUAGGAUCAUGGCUUUUGUCACUAAAUCUGUGCCAUAUUGGGAUGAAAUUACUCGAAAUAAUUUUGACAAGUGUAUGCAAUCAUUAGAAAAUAAUCAGUAUAUCAGUAAAACUUUUUCAGAUUCUUGGCUAAGAACAUAUGAGAAAUAUUUGACAGUUAUGCAUCAAAAUAUAAAUAAUAGGACUACUUUUUUAGAAGAGUUAGACUCUUUUUUAAAAGCCUUUCCAGAUUAUGAGUAUGAUUUUCAAGUUAAUACAACUCAAAGGGAAAUAGUAUCUUCACGGUACUUCAUUCAAUCAGUAAAUGUCAGUACCGCAGUAGAUGAAAAGAUGAUGUUAAACCAGUUAAGAAGUAUUGCUGCACAAUGUGAAAUUCCUGUUGUGGUGUAUCACCCAGCAUUUAUCUAUUUCGAUCAAUAUUCUGUGAUAGUGGAUAACACUAUUCAAAAUGUUGCUGUAGCAGCUGGUGCCAUGCUGGUGAUUUCCUUACUGUUCAUUCCCAGUCCGCUGUGUUCUUUAUGGGUGACCUUUGCCAUCGCAUCUGUAAUUGUGGGAGUGGCAGGUUUCAUGUCAUAUUGGAAUGUCAAUCUUGAUUCCAUAUCCAUGAUCAACCUUAUCAUUUGUAUUGGGUUUUCAGUAGACUUUUCUGCUCAUAUUUCCUAUGCAUUUGUUUCUAGUGAUGCUAUGAGUACAAACCAAAAAGUCAUUGAGGCAUUGGAUCUUCUUGGCUACCCAGUGGUACAGGGUGCUUCUUCAACCAUAAUAGGAGUGGUUGCCUUAGCUGCAGCAAAUGCUUACAUCUUCAGGACCUUUUUCAAGAUUAUGUUUCUGGUUAUCUUGUUUGGGGCUGCUCAUGGCCUUAUCUUCAUUCCAGUAUUUUUAACCUUUUUUGGAAUUUGUAGCAGAGCCCAUAAAGAGACUCCCCAAAGAGAUCCUGACUGCCCUUAA
Molecule: messenger RNA, 2733 nt
Organism: Gracilinanus agilis (Agile Gracile Mouse Opossum)
Lineage: Eukaryota; Metazoa; Chordata; Mammalia; Didelphimorphia; Didelphidae
Gene: PTCHD3
Product: patched domain containing 3
Exons: 4
Coding region: 1-2733 (910 amino acids)
Cellular component (GO): membrane
Source: RefSeq, a predicted model, not a curated record